AUGUGGGUUGUUGACACUGGUGCAGGCCGAGGAAUAACAUCAGACCGAAGCUGGUUCACGGGAAGCCUGAAGCCUGACCUAAGUCACGUCUUCACUUACGGAUAUUUGAGUGCGUUAAAUUUAACGGAAAUUUCAUAUAACCGGAAAUGUGAUAGUAAUUCACUAAGUGCAUACUAUUUGGCUAAGCAAGGUAACAGGCACAUCCAGUCAAAAUCUGGAGAUUUCCUCUUUUUCAUAGGAGAUAACUUUACGUUACUGCUCGGCCAUGUUGGUAAAGAACGAUUAAUUCGAACACUAAAUAACGAGAAAAUUACUGGGCUGCCAAAAAUACCUUACUCCGAACUGAAGAAGGUUCAUUUCUUUUGUAAGACAUGCGCCCAAAUGAAAGAUAGAAGGAUGUCCUAUAAGAACAUGGUGGGAGCCAAGGCUACUGAGCCACUCCAUACACUCCAUAUGGACUCAACUGGUAAAUUACGGGUGAAUGGCUUAUAUGGCUGUAGAUGA
Phytophthora sojae is the source of this 504-nucleotide messenger RNA. RefSeq lists its product as hypothetical. Bases 1 to 504 code for a protein of 167 amino acids. NCBI's taxonomy places the organism in Eukaryota, Oomycota, Peronosporomycetes, Peronosporales, Peronosporaceae. The transcript is spliced from 3 exons. The record is from RefSeq and is a predicted model, not a curated record.